GCUCAGCGGAUUCAWUUCAAAAUGGCGGACGGAACUGGGAGGUGGUGAAUAGAACUUGUAUUUUGCCUCAAAUAACUACGGCAAACUCCUCAAUUUGAUGGUAUAAAAAACAGACAUGGAAAACGAGGUCAUAAGCAAGACUGGUGGCCAGGUAGACGAUCUUUGCAUGGCCUUGGUUGACGCUGCAAAUGACAAACAAAAUGAUGUCAGAGAGGUUGUUAUCAUGGCACUUCAUGACAUUGGUAAAAAACAACCUGACAUGGUAUUGACCACAAUAAAAGUAUUUCUUGUUAAACAUCAAAAGUUGAGUCUUGGGCACAGGGUUGCUCUUCUCAAAGCUGCAUCUAAGAUCAUCACAGAUUCUCUUGAAAACCUUGAUUUAAAUUUGAGUAAAMAGAUGGUUAAACUAGCAUCAAGUGAGAUGACAAAAACUAAGGAAGUAGAGCCAGAGUGGCAGACUGCAGCUUCUGAAGUUCUUGUAGCUCUUGGAAGAAGAUUUGAUCAUGAAGUCAUGGCAGAUCUUUUAGACAAGCUGGCACCUGGCGUCCUACCACAUUAUUUUGUGAUUCACACUCUUGCUUCACUUUCUAUGGCAAAUGCAUAUGGUGUAGUUCCGUUUCUAAAGGACAUUCUUGGACGACUGCUACCAUUGCURGGGAUGGCUAAACAGGACAACAUGAAAUGGGUCUUUGCAAACUGUCUAGGGAGGUUUUCAGAAAGUAUUCUUGAGUAUAUAGCUAAUGCAGAAAAUGCUCCAUAUCCAGACAUUACUAUAGACAGGUUUUAUGGUGAGAUCUACUCAGCUUUUGAYGUGCUGUUCAAUGUCUGGCUCAAGUCAAAUGAACCCAAGAUUCGUAUAGCAGUUGUAGAUGCUAUAGGUCACAUGACACAUAUUAUGUCACAUGAGAAACUUGAUGAGCAGUUACCAAAGUUACUUCCUGGAAUUACUAGUUUGUACAAGAAACAUACUGACCAUUACCUCAUCACACAGGUAUGCGGCUACUAUUGUGAUUAUAAUGGAUUACAUACUAUGACUUGUAAUCUUCCUGACUUUAGCAAUCCACUCACUGUCAAAAACCACAAUGAACUUCUGAGGUGUUUUUCAGUCUUGACUCGUACAUUCUCAGAUAGAGUAUUGGCUUUCUUGUUGAUCAAACUUGAAGCAAGAGAUGAAAAGAUUCGUAUUGGAUCACUGCUUGUCAUUAAGCACCUUGUCAACAGCUCUGGUACCUACCUUGARAAUAAAGAUGAUUUAGUAGUGUCAGGUGUACAGAUAUUAUUAAAUGACAAUAAUUUAAAGGUUCAAAGAACACUGGCCCAGGUCAUCACUGCCAUGGCUCACCACAGGUAUCUUGAACUGGAAGGUGGACUAAAACUCCUUGAAUUUAUUGUGAAACUGUGCAGUCUAUCAGAUGAGGAGAAACCACAGCAAAGACCAAAUGAUCCAGACCCUGUCAGUACCAAGACAAUCCGUUUGAUGAGUGARAAUAUCCUGUUUCUAUUGACAACAACAGUAGAAGUCAUGCAAGUGGUACUUUGGCCCAACCUUCUAGAGUUCAUUGUACAAGAACAGUUUACCAAUGGCAUUGGUGUUGUUUGCAAGAGUCUUGCUUACAUUGCUGCCUUAAAACGASAACAAGAAGCACCUGACUACAACAUUGAUUUUGAUGCACAAAGAAACAUACCACAGCCUGCAGCAAUCUUAGCAAGAUUAUURGUCAUGUGUGGUCAUCCAUUGGAAAAAGGAAAGUGUGGCAUACAUGUGCUUAACCUUCUGAUGGCUCUCACACCUAUUCUUCAUAAAGACCUUGUGGAAAUGUGGGAUGGUGUUAUUCCAAAACUAAUACAGUAUAUAGAAGAAAAUUCAGAAGACCCUGAGAAAUGGAAUCAGAAGUCAUGGGAAGACUUGGUACUUAAGCUUCUGUCCAAAAGUCUUGAUGAGGUUGAUUCAGAGGACUGGGUUUGUGCUCUUGGAAGUGAACUGGGAAACCAAUUGGUGUUGUACAACAACUUAUCCAAUAACAAGAAUUUCUCUUACAAGUGUCUGGGGAUAGUACUUCGUAAGGCCUCACAAAAGGGUUUCAUACAAAGCCAACUUGGUUUGAUGUUUAGCACAAUCAAACAUUCCAGCCAGGAGGAGAGAGAGGGCUGUGCAAUUGGUGUAGGAUUCUGUGCUGCAACCAACCUUGAUUCAGUUCUUGCUAAACUUGAGCAGGUYGCUAAGACAGACAUGGUCAAAAAAUCAGGGGGAAUUCUGGGAUUCAUGAAGGAUAAAACAGACAUUAAUGUGGAAAGAGUAAAAAGUACUGUGAUGUUGUGCUAUGGUUAUGCUACAUUCUAUGGCCCUCCAAGUUUGAUCACAUCACGACUUGAAGCCAACAUCUUCAGAAAUAUCAUMAAGCAUUUCUCCAAUGUUAAGGAUACUAACGUUAAACAAAACCUCAUCCGUGCCGUAGAGCUGAUGGGAAAGGCACUGGAACCAAGUCGUCUACAACAGCCUGACUUUGUAUUCACUAGAAGAGCAGAGUUAAUUAAUCAUAUGUUGGCUUACAUCAGAGCUGAACCAGCAUCGAAUAUUACUACAGAAACACGAGCACUUGCCAUGGAUGCUUGUGCUAGUCUUAUUAAACUGAAUCCUCGAAUGACGGACGCAGAAGUGUUUGACAUCGUCAAGACAAGUACGGAAUCAGUUAUUGGUAUUUCGUUAGACGGCAACACUCCAACCAAAGGUCAAAAACUACAAGAGGGUAAAGAACCUACUGAACUUCUGUCUCAAGCGUUGAAGAGUCUUAAUAACCUACUGAAAGAGAUUUUACUGCGGGAUCCCUUACCACAGACAUUUACCAAUAUAUUGAAGCAUCUUGAGACACCUUGGCUUCAUUCUCAACACAACCACGAGAGACAGCGCGCAGUCUCUUGUCUGUACGAACUUGUCGUGGUUCUAAAAGAUGGCAUAACUAACAAUAUGAUAGGGAAAUCAACGUCAUCGUUUGAUGUCGGGGUGAUUGUCGCAAGGAUUGUACCUCGAUGUACAGACCCACUAGUACCCAUCAGACAAACAGCUAUCGACAGUGUACAAACUAUCUUACGAAUAUCAGCCUGGUACCAAGGGUAUUCUAUUGAUAGUAAGGACGAUCUUAUCGAUGCAUUGUCAACACUCAGACAACGCGCCUCAGAGGACGACGCCAAUUUGCUGUUUAGUGUUGCCAGCGAUUUGUCGAAGGUUAUUGCUAAAAAGUUGCUAAGCGACGCCCUAUCAGGAUUCGUGUUUACUUUGAUGGAUGGCUUGACAGAUUGUCAAUCACAYAGUUCAAGUGGAGCAUGCGUAGUUCUCAAUAGUAUCAUAAGAAUACGUGGGCAGGAGCUACGAAAAGAGGUUGGUCAAAUAGUAACGAAUAUUCGUGACAAGCUGUGGCUGAUCGGUCAUCCACAAACACGUACCGGGACGUUACGAGUACUAAGAACUUUAUCAUUGCAUCAUCUUGCUCCUGUCCUGUUGGCAAUCUUGGAGUUCCAGUUGCCUCUUGAUGAGCACGUGGUUGACAUUUGGAAGACACUGGCUGGUGAACCGAGUCUUGCAUUGAGUAUAUUCGACUAUCUUCUUGAUUUGCUAACGCGUAGUCUACCAUACAAUGAGAAACCAAACCCUAAAAACAAGAAAGAAACUUUGCGUAUUGCGACUUUACAGCCGUGUGCGAUAACAUGUGGUCUGACUGAAAUGCUUAGUGCUGAAGAAACAACAGAACUUGCCAUUGARCACUUUCACCGUGUGUUUUCUGUGUCUUUACUACGUCUUGGUACAUGUGUUGGCCUACAACAACCUGAACCACCAACGAAAGAUAAGAAAGCAAAGCAUUCCACAGUGAAUCCACUAAGCUGUGCCUUGGACCUAAUGAAAGCCAUUCUUGUACGGUGUCAGUAUGGUAAACUGAUCGACUUUGUCGAGAAAGAAAAUGUGUGGCACUACUUCGAAGACGAGAAGGAAUUUCCAGAAGGAAUAACUUUACUUGCUCGUGGUAUUUGCCUAUCAAUUCCUCAACACGUGGCAAAGAUUGUGACGUCAUUUCAGACGUCAUUCUGCAGUGUGUAUGAUUGUCAGAGGAUAGUGAUUGCUGCUUUCUUUUCUGAGUUGAUCGAUCAGAGAUGUGGUGGUCACAUGGAACUCGUGGAUUUAUUAAUGACUAGUCUGCUUAGUAGACUCGUGGAUACAUCGCGAAUUGUCAGGCAAUACUGUAUACGAGGUCUAGGUAACGUGUCUAGUGUUGACGAUGCCAAGGUAGAGCAGCAUUCUACUACGAUUCUGUCGGCCAUGAUGACUGGUAUGGAUGAUCGUGACGACCCUGACGACGAGAUCACACUAGAAGCAAUGUCAGGCUUGUCAAAAGUGUUGGCCAAACUCGAUGAGAAUCAUGUCAGACAGAUUCUUAUCAACAUCUGUCUUMGAGUCAGACCAUGUUUUGAGAAGGACAAGGAAGCGGUACGAGCAGCAGCCUUCACGUUGUUUGGCAAACUGUCCAGAUUUGGUGAUGGUCCUUCCAAGACACCCUUCUUGGAACAAAUUCACACGAAUUUCAUCAGYAUACUUCUGCAUCUGAAUGAAGAACAGCAAGUUGCCAAGAGCUGUAAGGAAUGUCUUCGUUCAGUUGGUCCGUUAAUUGGUUCUGAUCAAAUUAACGCAAUGUUUCAAAAGCAUCUUCUCGAAGAGGGGCAUCURCACUAUGGAGAAUUCAUUAACGAYCUUUCUCGACGAAUUAUUGCUGACUUCCCCGAGAAGGUCAAUUUUUAUGUAAUGGGAUGUGUAUCAUUCUUCAAAAGUAGUCGAGAUGAUAUCAAAGCAAAUGCUGCGCUUUUUGUUGGAUUUCUGCUCGGUAAUCUUGGUGUCGAUAAAAGAGAUGACAUUUCCAAGGAUCACAUUUGUGGAGCUCUCAUAAUGCUUCUGAAAGAUCCUUCUAGUAAAGUUCGCUGCAAAGCCGCUGAGGCAAUGAGCCUGCUGUACGAAUACUGACCAAUCAUCGUGGCACUAUAUCAACUUGCAAUGUUUUAUGGGACUCCUCUAAGUAGCUAGUUAAAUCAUGACUAGAGGUCACGUGAGAGACAAAGAUAAGUGAAAUUAUAGAAAUAACAAACAAUUAAUUUUAUCAAAUAUGGGAAUGCAAGCCAAAAUUAGACGUUUUAGGCAGAUUAUAUGAAUUGAAAUGACGGGUUUCAUGUAACACAGGUAGCCGAAAGUAUUAAAAAAAAUAAGAUAUGCGUGGAAGGGGUUGUAACUCCUUUAGCGAAGAAUUAUUUUAAUAGCCGACUCUAGGUAUUUUGGUUCACUGGUCAUGCACAAAAGAAAUGUAGACGAAUCUCCGGGGAAAUAAAAGAAACAUUAAGAUUAUCCAUCGUUUACCCGGAGCCUCGUCUGCAUUCUUUUGUACAUGCUUAUUCAACUAAAAUAUUGACUAGACAGAACUUGGGCUUCCUGUGUUAAGCAUGACCCACAACGGUCUUGUUAAGUAAGGCAUGCGCGAUACUUGAACAAGAAUCAAAUAAACGAAUAUCAAAUUGA
This is a messenger RNA of Exaiptasia diaphana, 5551 nucleotides long. Its product is annotated as maestro heat-like repeat-containing protein family member 1. Lineage: Eukaryota; Metazoa; Cnidaria; Anthozoa; Actiniaria; Aiptasiidae. The transcript is spliced from 42 exons. The coding region runs from base 116 to 5005 and encodes 1629 amino acids. The record is from RefSeq and is a predicted model, not a curated record. Gene Ontology annotation, cellular component: cytoplasm.